CAAACAAGAAGAUACUGAGGAACAAACAGACCUAAUGGCACUGAACGAAGACAAGAAAGUACUGAAUGAAACUGAAGAGAACGAUCACGAUUUCAGAACUGGAGAAAAAUCUCUUUGCUGCUCACAGUCUGAAAAGACUUCCACACCAGAAGAAGCUCAAAAGACAGUAAAUACAAGUAAUUUCACUUGCGUUGAGUGUGGAAAGGGUUUCCGAUUUAAAGGAAGCCUUAAAAGGCACAUGAUGAUUCACACUGGAGAGAAGCCUUUCACGUGCCUUCAGUGUGGAAAGAGGUUCAGUAUACAGCAAAACCUUACUUACCACCUGAGAGUACACACUGGAGAGAGACCUUUCACCUGCAAACAGUGUGGAUCGAGUUUCAUUCAAAAAGUAUGCCUUAACAGGCACAUGAGAGUUCACACCGGAGAAAAACCAUUCGCAUGCCAACAGUGUGGAGAGCGUUUCACUCAACCUGGAAACCUUAAAAUCCACAUGAGACUUCACACCGGAGAGAAACCUUACACAUGUCCUCAGUGUGGAAAGAGCUUUGAGCAAAAUGGAAACCUCACAGUCCACAUCAGAAUUCACACUGGAGAAAAGCCUUACACAUGCUCUCAGUGUGGCAAGAGUUUCGCUCAAAAAGGAGUUUGUAACCGGCACAUGAGUUCACACUGGAGAGAAUCCAUUCACAAGCUCUCACUGUGGAAAGUGUAUUGAUCAACAUGGAAACCUUAGCGUCCGCAUGAAAACUCACACUGGAGAAAACCGAUAAUUCACACGCCUGCCAACAGUGCAGAAAACGUUUCAAGCAAGAAGCAAACCUUAAAGAAACCACGUGAAGAUUGACUCAAGAGGGAAUGGUUUUAAAUGUCAGCAGUGAGAAUUUUACAGACGGGGAACAGCUGGGAAUAAUGCAGAGAGAAGGCUUCUAAAAACAAAGCAAAUCUUGAGUUUUACAAAAAUAAGCUGGAUUAGAGGUGGGCGAUCUUCGCAAAAUAUCAUUUGAUUUUAUCACACAAAAUCACGAUCUUCCCAAUUUUGAUACGUACUAUCGAGAAUAUCCAAGCCUAUGAUUUAUCUGUUUGAACAAUUUAAAAUAUUAUUGCAUUAAACAA
Sinocyclocheilus grahami is the source of this 1113-nucleotide messenger RNA. Its product is annotated as gastrula zinc finger protein XlCGF7.1-like. The coding region runs from base 35 to 715 and encodes 226 amino acids. Gene Ontology annotation, biological process: regulation of transcription by RNA polymerase II. Lineage: Eukaryota; Metazoa; Chordata; Actinopteri; Cypriniformes; Cyprinidae. Gene Ontology annotation, molecular function: RNA polymerase II cis-regulatory region sequence-specific DNA binding; DNA-binding transcription factor activity. The transcript is spliced from 2 exons. The record is from RefSeq and is a predicted model, not a curated record.